This is a messenger RNA of Lolium perenne, 2113 nucleotides long. RefSeq names its product probable aldo-keto reductase 2. Lineage: Eukaryota; Viridiplantae; Streptophyta; Magnoliopsida; Poales; Poaceae. Gene Ontology annotation, cellular component: cytoplasm. The record is from RefSeq and is a predicted model, not a curated record.
GCAGCCAUCCCACACGCACGUAGAAACACACGACGCCCCCCGGACGCCAUGGCUUCUGUUGUUCCGGUGGUUGUGCCGCGCAUGAAGCUGGGGUCGCAGGGGCUGGAGGUCUCGGCGCAGGGCCUCGGCUGCAUGGGCAUGUCUUGCGCCUACGGCGAGCGCAGGCCCGAGCCGGAAAUGAUCGCGCUCCUUCACCGCGCGGUCGCCGCCGGCGUCACCUUUCUCGACACGUCCGACGUCUACGGGCCUCACACCAACGAGAUCCUCGUCGGCAAGGGGCUGCAAGGCGGCGUGAGGGAGAAGGUGGAGCUGGCCACCAAGUUCGGCAGCGCGUUAGCCGACGGCCAGUGGGAGGUCCGCGGGGACCCGCCGUUCGUGCGAGCGGCAUGUGAGGCCAGCCUCGCCCGGCUGGGCGUCGACUGCAUCGACCUCUAUUACCAGCACCGCAUUGACAAUAAUGUCCCCGUCGAGAUCACGAUGGGCGAACUCAAGAAACUAGUGGAAGAAGGAAAGGUGAAAUAUGUUGGGUUAUCCGAAGCCUCGGCGUCCACAAUCAGAAGGGCACAUGCUGUUCAUCCUAUUACUGCCAUCCAGCUGGAGUGGUCGCUGUGGUCAAGAGACGUCGAAGAAGAUAUAAUCCCCACUUGCAGAGAACUUGGCAUUGGAAUUGUGGCAUACAGUCCACUAGGCAGAGGGUUCUUAUCCAGUGGAUCUAAACUGGUGGACACAUUACGUGAGGACGAUUUUCGCAAGAUUCUCCCAAGAUUUCAACCCGAGAACAUGGUGAAGAACGCUGCCAUAUUCGAGCAUGUAAGUGAGAUGGCUGCGAGGAAAGGAUGCACGCCGUCGCAGCUCGCGCUGUCCUGGGUUCACCACCAGGGAAAUGAUGUGUGCCCAAUACCUGGGACGACAAAAAUUGAGAAUUUCAACGACAACGUGAUAGCUUUGUCUCUCAGGAUCACGCCCGAGGAGAUGGCUGAGCUAGAGUCCUAUGCCGCCAUGGAGUCUAUUCAUGGUGAUCGGUAUGCCAGUUCCCUCUACACCUGGAAGGACUCUGAGACCCCUCCCUUGUCAUCAUGGAAAGCUACUUAGAUAUUUCGCUCUUCCGCUCUCUCCUUAUCUCUACAGUAAAGGAGACCGAAAGAGGCGAUCGUUUCUUCCGGCUCUGGAUCCGGCGUCUCCCCUCCCCUGGCGGCCCUGUGCUCGUCGGUGUGGAGAGGGUCGCCGGAUCUGGAGCUCGGAUAUGUAUAGCUGUAGGUUUUUAGGGCCUAGUAGCUUAGGUUUCGUCCGUCUGGCGGCGUGGUCUUCGGCAACGGCGUCGACGGUGUCGAAGGUCUGCACGUUUCCCCGUUCGUCCCCAGCGACGAGGGUGAAGGUGCUGAAUAAAUUGGCCUUGGUUCCCGUCAAAUCGCAGCGUUUUCCGUUGCGGUUGUGGACGGACCUGUGUGCCAGGCUUCCUUGUGGGUUUGUCGCGGCGGCGGCGGCGAUCCUGCUGUGGAUUUUGUCCUCCGGCUCGGCCGCCGUAGCCGCGCGCGUUCCCGCGUCACUACGGAGCUUGGGAGGAGUUGUACAGGAGCGGGGCUGGCGGCUGCUGUCCUUCCUGGCGGCGCUGUCAGCGAACUCGAGGCGCUGGCGGACCCGGUGCUGGGCUCGUGGUCGAAGGUGGGCGGUGCUGUUUGGCUCAGUCGACUACGUCGACUGGCUCAGGCAGUACGGCGAUCUGGACAAGCACGGGGUCUUCCCCGGCCGAUGUUCCCCAGAGCUAGCGACUGCGUCGUUCGCGGCGAGUCCCAAUAGAGGUCCACAAAGCAGCCUGUCUGCGAGGAUGCUUCUCCAGGUCUUGGCGCAGUGGAAGCUCAUCUUCGUCUCCGGCGUCGUCUUCGGCGGCGGCGGUCCUGCAAGCCGAGUGUUGGUGCUCUACGCAGAGAUUCCCUGGGGCUUGUUUGUUUUUUCUUGUUGGUUGGGGGUCUUUUGUGUAAAGUAUCGUGGUGUGCUGGCGCUUCUCGAGCGUUCUGGGUGGUGCGUGUGUUGUACCGUCUCGACUUGGCUUGAAUGAACACAUGGUAACCUUCAAAAAAAAAAAAAAAAAAGAUAUUUCUUGUGGGGUUCGCUA